UUUAAGGCUUGCCAAAUUAACUAAAGAGAAAGUGCAGAAUGCGAGUUCAAUCAUUGAACAUUGGGAGCAACUAGCCAUUGAAAUUUCAGAUCUUCUUGAGAACGGGAAGACGCAGCUUGAUAAUACCACUCAUGAGGCAGCUUCUAUUUCUGAUAUUUGCUCUCACAAAAGUUGGAUCUGUGAGCAAUUUGGAAAAGUUAUUAUUGGAAUGUCUAAUAGAGAUUCCUUAAUUAAAAACUACAGAAGAAUUUGGAAGAUGCUUGUUAUGUAAGGCAUGAUAUUGAGUCAAAAUUGAUGACCUUGAGAGGAGCAAUACUGGCUAUUACAGAAGCACAACAGCAAGAAAACUCUGACAAAGAAAGCAGAAUUCUUCAUUUAACUUCACUAUUGGCCGAGAAAACAUCUAUCAUAUCUGAAUUAGAAGACAAAGUUGAAGACGCUGUAAGAAAAGUUAGCAACGUUGAGAUAUGCGCUGCAAUUUUUUUCAUUAUUGUGAAGAAAUUAUAUAAGAUAAAUAAUGUUCAUCUUCAAACAUUGGAUGAGGCCAACUUGCAGCUUAGAGAAUCUGAAAGUGUUAUUCCGCAAAAAGAAGAUAUCAUGCAAGGACAUGCUUCUUUACUCUCUAUUGAAGGCAAAGGAUGUCAAGAUCAAAGAGCACAUGUAGAGCAAAAUUAUCAACAGACCAAUUCUCUAGAGCACUGGAAACAUGAUUAUUUAGAUACCAGUUCGAAGAACAAGGAGGAAAACAUCACAACUCCAGAUUCUUCUUGUGGUUUUGUAGAAGUAAAGAUGAAGCUUCGAGAAAUUCAAAUGCAAAUGAGUGCACUGAAAUCUUGUAUGCAUGAGUAUGCUGAUAACCAAUUUAAAGAGUUGGAGGCGAUGGCAUUCCAACUCAAAACUGAGCUCGUAAUCUCCAACACUGCAAAUCCAACAUUAACGAAAUCUGAAAAAGGCGCAGCAAAAAGUAGAGGCUCUGGUUCUCCUUUUAAAUGUAUAGUGGGACUAGCACAGCAAAUCAACACCGAGAAGGAUGAAGAGUUGACUGUGGCAAGAUGCAAGGUUGAAGAACUCGAAGCUUUAGCUGCAAGCCGACAAAACCAGAUUUUUAUGUUGAAUAUACGCUUAGCAGCAGCUGAGAGCAUGACCCAUGAUGUUCUUCGAGAUUUACUGGGAAUCAAGUUGGAUAUGACAAAAUACGCAAAGAUGAAUGGAGGAUCUCAUUCAGAUGAUUCAAUAAAAGAAAAGGUUUGGUAA
Phalaenopsis equestris is the source of this 1254-nucleotide messenger RNA. Its product is annotated as kinesin-like protein KIN-12F. The coding region runs from base 295 to 1254 and encodes 319 amino acids. The record is from RefSeq and is a predicted model, not a curated record. NCBI's taxonomy places the organism in Eukaryota, Viridiplantae, Streptophyta, Magnoliopsida, Asparagales, Orchidaceae. The transcript is spliced from 5 exons.